AUAUAGACGUUCAUGUUCAUGUUCAUUUCUUUUCUUUCGUAAUAUUUGAUAAAUUUUUGUGUGUGUAAGGAAUUUGAGGAAUCAUUUAUGGCGGCCUUCGAAGGCAGAUGGAGUUACGAGAAUUUGCAAGAAUCCGCGGAUUUCCUCGUCGAGCGGGCCGGUUUCGUGCCGAAAAUUGCCAUAAUAUGCGGCUCCAAUUUAGCUUUUCUAACGGACGAUUUGACCAAUACCACGCAAGUCAAAUACGAAGACAUUCCGUACUUUCCCGAAUGCACCGUACCUAACCACCAAUCGAUGCUCGUUUUCGGCUAUUUCGACGAUAUAACGCCGGUAGUAAUCAUGAAAGGCCGGUUCCAUUUUUUCGAAGGAAAUCCCUCUUGGAAAGCCGGCAUACCAUCGACGGUGUUCAAGCUGAUGGGCGUCAAGUACCUAAUCACCACCAGCUCGGUGGUGGGCGUCAACGAGAAGUACAAACCCGGCGACAUUAUGAUGGUGAAGGACCACAUCAACAUGCUGGGCAUCGCCGGCAGCAGCCCGUUGAGGGGCCCCAACGACGAUCGCAUCGGCGAUCGAUUCCCGUCGAUGAACGAGGUCUACGAGAGGAAGCUGCGCAAGCAGGCGGUCAAAAUCGCCGUGAAAUUGAAGAUCAACAAGAAAUUGCGGCAGGGCGUGUACGGGUACGUGUGCGGCCCCAGUUUACCGACGGUGGCUGAGAUGAGAAUGAUGUCCAUUUGCGGGGCUGAUGUGGUGGGAAUGUCGACCGUUCCAGAAGUUACUUUGGCCAAACAUUGCGAAUUGAAAGUGUUUGCUGUUUGUUUGGUGGUCGAGCCAGGGACAUUCGAUUACUCUUGGAGAGAGGCGAGGACAACGCAAAAUGAAGCGGCUGUGAGAGCCAUGUACGAGCCUUUUAAUGAGUUUAUUAAGAGACUUGCGAAUUUUAUAAACGAAAUUCCGGAAUGCACGUGUGGAAGAAAUUUGUAAGGUGCAUGCAAACGUGAAAUAUAUCUUGGAAAUGCCUUCUGCCUUCAAUAUCGUCAGCAUUGUC
Messenger RNA from Phyllotreta striolata, 1045 nucleotides. Lineage: Eukaryota; Metazoa; Arthropoda; Insecta; Coleoptera; Chrysomelidae. The record is from the annotation of a GenBank genome assembly.